GGACAAUCUUAUCAGUUAUCUAGGUGUUAUAAGAGAUACUCUCCUAUAGAAGCACUGGCCUAGGUCACAAGAAGAGUCCACGAAGAUGUCAGGGGAUGUAGAUUACAGUAAGUUACCGUGUGUUGUUUGGGUGAACAUCAUGAAAUAUUUAUCACUGAAUGAUCGUUAUCAACUCUCUGUAACCAAUAGAUAUCUGUACGAAUAUUUCAGCCAUCCAUCGCUAUGGAGUAAAGCUUAUAUUAAAAUGAUUGGUGGAUACACAAAUUUUCACAUCUGCUCAACUCUGAUGUCAGACAAGUGCGUUAAACUGAUACAAACCUUCGGCCAUCUUUUUCAAAAUCUUCAUAUUCAAAUUGACGGCCAUUUUGGACAGAUGGAAGAGCAGCAUAAACUUUUACUACAAAGCUUAGCCAAGAAUUGUCGACUGCAAGUUCUGACUUUGGAAGUUGGUUUAAUGAUUUCAAGAUUCCAUCUGGAAGGAAACUUGCCUGAAAAUGAAGACUUGGCAUCCAUUUUGCUUCUUGUUCAGAAUGCAACACGUUUAAAGGAAUUAAAUAUAAUAUCGUGGCCUAUGUAUCCUGCCUUACUACAGAAUCCAUCCUAUAAUAUUUUUCAAGUCAUGAAGAACAAUGACAAAAUAAAAAGUUUAGAAUCUUUGAAUCUGUUUUGGAUGAAAGAAUGUUCGUGGUCUGAAAGACAUCCUAUUCUUCCGUCUGCUAAAUUCACUGAAAAAAUUGUUCAUAAUUUUAAAAAUUUGAAACGUUUGUCUCUACGGUCACCUAUGUUGAGUGAAGAACUAAUUAUAGAAUUGAUCACACCAGGUCGAGCGAAACUAGAUGUGCUGCAAAUAUUUAUCACUUAUUCAGCACAUCAUGAACAAUAUCAAAUGCCACAUAUAUCUGGUGAAUCAUGGGAUGUAUUAAAAUCUGUUCACCCGACACUGGAAGUAGAUUGUACGAUAAUGUCUCGGAUUGGAGAAGAUGUCUUAGGAAUUCUAUUAAAACCAGAAGUUCCUUUAAAAUCACUCACUAUAUUAAGACAUUCUAAAUGUGGCUCAGAACUUCUUCUUCCCAUCGCUGAUAAAUUUCACAAUAAUUUAAAAUCAUUUAUAUGUCACUGUGAUGCCAGUGGUGUUGAUGAACCUUUAGUUCAACUCGUUGCCUCAUGUUCUUUACUCACCGAACUUGUCUUUUAUGGAGAAAUCUAUGUCACUACUUUAAUGAAAUUGGCUGAAUUUCGAGGAAAGGCGUGGAAAAAGUUUGUGUUUGUGGAGAAGAGUAUUAAAACUGAGUUUGAUGAAGAUGGAGAUGAUGAUGAUGAUGUUGUUUUAAAACAAGACUCUCACGGAUCUUAUCAACUCAAAUCUCUACACAGAUUCCACAGAGAAGAUGAAGAACGAGACACUAAAAUAGACAAUUUAAACAAAUGGAUAUCUGAAGUGAUUGGUUUCCCUUGGAGACCCUUGGCAGCCAUUGAUUCUGAGAACCAGAGCUGAUGAUUUAUUUGCGUUUAUCAAAUACAGAGAUUUAUUAUUUUAAAGAACAAGGGCUUGCAGGGCAAGAUAAGAUUGGGCACUUCCCCUCCAAUAGCAAGAUGAUAACUUAAUUCCCCUCCAAUAGCAAGAUAAUAAAUUAAUUCCCUUCUAAUAGCAAGAUGAUAACUUAAUUCCCCUCCAAUAGCAAGAUGAUAACUUAAUUCACCUCCAAUAGCAAGAUGAUAAAUUAAUUCCCCUCUAAUAGCAAGGUAAUAACUCAAUUCAACUCCAAUACCAAGAUAAGAUAGGGCACUUCCCCUCCAAUAGCAAGAUGAUAACUUAAUUCCCCCCCAAUAGCAAGAUAAUAAAUUAAUUCCCCUCUAAUAGCAAGAUGAUAACUUAAUUCACCUCCAAUAGCAAGAUGAUAACUCAAUUCAACUCCAAUAGCAAGAUAAGAUGGGGCACUUCCCCUCUAAUAGCAAGAUGAUAACUUAAUUCCCCUCUAAUAGCAAGAUAAUAACUCAAUUCAACUCCAAUAGCAAGAUAAGAUGGGGCACUUCCCCUCCAAUAGCAAGAUGAUAACUUAAUUCCCCUCCAAUAGCAAGAUGGGGCACUGUGUACCAGUAGCUAUGUGGUCAGGUUCAAAUUCAGCACAAAGUGGAAAUGAUAAAAACUACUUAAUUUGAAUAAUAAAAUAUAUAUUUAUUUAUUUACAAAUAAUACAGAAUUAAAAUAAAGAUUAAAAAACAAA
Lottia gigantea (owl limpet) is the source of this 2225-nucleotide messenger RNA. RefSeq lists its product as hypothetical. The record is from RefSeq and is a predicted model, not a curated record. The transcript is spliced from 3 exons. Gene Ontology annotation, molecular function: protein binding. NCBI's taxonomy places the organism in Eukaryota, Metazoa, Mollusca, Gastropoda, Lottiidae. Bases 86 to 1495 code for a protein of 469 amino acids.